Molecule: messenger RNA, 3402 nt
Organism: Ipomoea nil (Japanese morning glory)
Lineage: Eukaryota; Viridiplantae; Streptophyta; Magnoliopsida; Solanales; Convolvulaceae
Product: zinc finger MYM-type protein 1-like
Exons: 5
Coding region: 305-2758 (817 amino acids)
Molecular function (GO): protein dimerization activity
Source: RefSeq, a predicted model, not a curated record
AUUUCCAUUAUUUCAUAUUUUGACCGCAGAAGCACAGACAGCUCCUCUGUCUCUCGUCUCUUUCGUCGCUCUCAGUCCGCCUGACCGCCUCUCUGCCUCUCGCUACCGCAGUACCGGCUACUGCUCCUCUCGUCUAUUCGCCUGACCGCCUCUUUUCUGUGGCUCUGUCCCUGUCUGUGCUGCACGGUCGCACCUCGCCAGUUGCCACCAAACACGGAACACCGCCACACCGGUGACCGGUCGCCGCCUUACCGGUUAGCAGGACAGCAGGAGUCCUCGUUGGUUCCUAAUUUCAGUCUCAGUUAUGGAAAGAUUUUUCAAAAGAAAAUCAACUUUUGAGGAUUCAUCUAGUCAAGGUAGUCACAAAGUGUCAAGUACAAGACCUCGUAUUGAAGUUAACAUAGAUGAACUUGAAGUUGAUCCAGCUAAAAGAAAAAGUAUAUAUGAAUAUCAUAUCAAUGAUAGAGAUAUUGUGCGGAGACGAUAUCUACAAAUGGGUCCUUGUCAACCAAAAAAUCAUGUAUUUCCUACGAGAGUGAUUACGGGUGUUAAUAGAAGAUUUAAUCCUAAAUGGUUUAAAGAUCAUAGUAAUUGGUUGGAGUAUAGUGUAUCAAAAGAUGCAGCAUAUUGUUUAUGUUGUUAUCUAUUCAAAGAUGAAAGCAGUAGGUUACAAGCUGGGGCAGAGUCAUUUGUUACAGAAGGAUUCAACAAUUGGAAAAAAGGACCGGAAAGGUUGCGUGCACAUGUUGGUAAUCAUAAUAGUGUUCACGCAAGAAACGUACAAGCUUGUCGAGACUUAAUGACUCAAGAGCAACAAUUGGAGCAAACGGAACAAGAUUACCGCGUUCGAUUGACUUCAUCAGUUAAAUGUAUCCGGUUUCUUUUAAGGCAAGGACUUGCUUUUCGUGGAAAUGAUGAAAGCUACGACUCACUUAAUCGGGGAAACUUCCUUGAGACCUUAAAGUUUCUUGCGGAUAAUAAUGAAGAUGUUGCCAAAGUAGUGAUGCGAAAUGCACUUGAAAAUCACCAAAUGACUUCUCCUUGCAUUCAAAAAGAUAUAGCUAAUGCAAUUGCAAGUGAGACAACUGAAAUAAUAAUCAAUGAUCUUGGUGGAGAAUUAUUUGGAAUAAUAGUUGACGAGUCAAGAGAUAUAUCAGUUAAAGAGCAGAUGAUUGUGUUUAUCCGAUAUGUGGAUUCAAGUGGGCAUAUUAUUGAGCGUCUUCUUGGAAGUACUCAUGUUCGUGAUACUACAUCUAUGUCUCUUAAAGUAGCCAUUGAAAAUCUUCUAACAAGGCAUGGAUUAAGCUUUUCAAGAAUACGAGGCCAAGGCUAUGAUGGAGCAAGUAAUAUGCGAGGUGAGUUCAAUGGACUUAGAACUUUGAUUAUGAAUGAGAAUCCAAGUGCUUUUUAUGUUCAUUGUUUUGCUCAUCAACUACAACUAGCACUUGUGGGUGUUGCAAAGGAAAAUGAUGAUGUUGGAGAUUUUUUUGUCACUUUCUCGCAAUUGUGCAAUAUUGUAUGUGCUUCAUGUAAGCGUAGAGAUAACUUACAAUACAAACAAUUAAAGAUGUUGACUGAUUCAAUUUCUACUGAUACAAUUGAAACGGGAACUUAUUUGAAUCAAGAAGCAGUUUUACAAUGUCCUGGUGAUACACGUUGGGGAUCUCAUUAUGGUGCACUUGUGAGCAUUGUGAAAUUAUUUUCUCCGGUGAUUGAUAUUCUUGACGAAAUAAGGCAGGAUCCAAAACAAAGGCUAGAAGCAUUUAGAGUAUUGAAGAAUGUCCUAUGUUUUGAUUUUGUGUUCUUUUUGCACUUAAUGAAGGAUGUUUUAGGAAUUACCAAUGACUUAUCACAUGCAUUACAAAAAAAAGAUCAAAACAUUGUGAAUGCCAUGAGACUAGUUGAUGUCUCAAAAAAAAGAUUGCAAAUGAUGAGAGAGGAUGGGUGGGAAGCUCUUUUACAAGAAGUUUCACUAUUUUGCAACAAGCAUGCAAUUCCCAUACCUAAUUUGGAUGAAGUUUAUGUAGUUCCAGGAAGACCUCGACAUAAAGUUGAAGAAAAGACUCAUCUUCAUAGGUACCGUGUUGAAAGGUUUUAUGUGGUCUUAGAUCUACAACUCCAAGAGCUAAACAACCGUUUCAAUGAGAAGAAUAUAGAGUUGCUCUUAUGUGUGGCAUGUUUUGAUCCAAGGAAUUCAUUUGCUAGGUUUGAUAAGGAUAAAUUAGUUCGAUUGGCACAGUUCUAUCCAAAUGAUUUUUCUGAUAUUGAACUUGAAUUACUAGAUAACCAACUGCAGACUUAUUUUGUUGAUGUAACUUCUGAUCCUGCUUUCUCUAAAUUGGAUGGUAUUGAUGAAUUAGCUCAAAAAAUGGUUGAAACGGGAAGACAUUUGGACUAUACGUUGGUGUAUUUGCUUCUAAAGUUGUCUUUGAUCCUACCGGUUGCAACUGCUAGUGUGGAAAGAACAUUUUCUGCUAUGAAGUUAAUCAAGACAUUUUUACGCAACCGGAUGAGUGAUGAUUUAUUACAUUAUUGCUUAGUGUCGUAUGUUGAAAAAGAUAUUUUUGAUCAAGUUUCAAAUGAAGCAAUUCUACACCGAUUUCAAAAGAUGAGAGAGCAUAGAGGAGUAUUACCCUGUAGUUCAUCAUACACCUUAAAUCUUGGCUCCGUCCCUGAUGAUGAAGAUGAUGAAUUCUCUCGCGUUGGAUCCCCCAACUUACACUUGGAUCUUCCUGAGCAAUCCGAUCAACCCCACUGAUGACCUUCGCCUCAAGGCAAUCAAGUUAGCAAUUAUUCCCCUUUCUCACGGAUGAUCUUCCUCAAGCCUCUACGACAGUAUAUUAGGAUCUUCUUCUGUGGAAGUUUUGGGAGCAUCUGUAGCAACCGUGGUUUAUCUGCUUGGAUUAGAAUUCUCUUGUAGGUAGCUGUAGGGAUAUGGUUCUCCUUUUGGUUGAACACCACAGACAUAUCAUCACCUUAUGGCAUGUAUACGCUCUUGUAACUAUUUAAUCAACCUUUUUUCUGAUGGUAACUCACAUAUCUAUUCUCGUAUGACUGGUUAAGAUGGAGUCUUGUAUGCACAAGUGCAGUUUUUAUUUUUUAUUUUUUAUCGUUUUGGUGUUCAAUCAUAUAUUUCAUUCUGUAGCCAUGACCUUCUUAACUGCUUCUACCCUUGUGGAAACUUGGGAUCUGUAGAUGAACUAUCUAAUGUUAACUCGAAUGUGUCUAAGUUUUGAACUAUUGCAGUAUAAUCAUAUAUGUUAGACCAUUUGUCUUGUCUAAGGAAUUUAAAUGGGAGAAAAAGUAAUGACAUGAAUAUUUCAGCAUUGCUGUCAAUUGUGUGUUUGAAGCCUUGCCUCCUAGAAUGCCUUUUCUUGAAUACAUUGUGGAGUUGUUCCAAAA